CUGAUUGUGUUCUGAGGGUUAUUGCGAACAUGUAACAAACUGCCACAAAAGCGGGAACUAUCUGUACGGACGUGUGGAGCUCGGGAUAUACAGAAGGAUGUUUAUGUGGAAGAAGGCGUUACAACUAAGACACGUAGAGCGUUGCCUGUGACAGGAACUAAACAGAAGUUGUUGGGAUCUAUUUGAAUGACUAGAGUCAAGUACGCUUAUACACAUAAUGGCGUCAAAUUCCAGUUUCAGCAGGUUUCCGCUGAUGACGAUGUUGUUCAGUCUGUUUCUGAUACUCGGAAUAGCUCUGUACGUUGUAUUGUACCAAGGAACAACAGUGAUAAACUUGCACCCUCAUAUGCAUGCGAUAGGGAGUAUGUUUAUAGCACCGCCCCUUCCUAAACCAAAACCAGUGAAGCGUGUCACCUAUUAUAACAGACCAUCGUGGAUAAGCCGAAACGUGUUUGACACGUGUGACGACCGUUGCGAGAUGAUUUCGUCAUCAAACUAUAAAAAUAGUGACGUAGUUGUGUUCCAUGCGUCUGAUAUACAUAUGGGUACUCCUUUGAGGAAAUACAGAGGACAAACUUGGGUGUUUCAUGCUAUGGAACCGCCGUUUCUCAUUCCAAGUUUCAAAAAUUGGAAACGGUUAUUCAACUGGACACUUAGCUACAGACGAGAUGCCGACAUUUUUAAUCCAUAUAGUACUUUUACACGUAGAACAGACGUAGGGAAUAAGGAUACACAGCAUAUUAUUAGGUGGGAGAAUAAAACUAGGAAUAUUGGAUGGAUAGUUUCACAUUGUGGAAUUGAAAGUCAAAGACUAAAAUACGGAGUAAAACUUAAACAAACUAUUGAUGUUGAUACAUUUGGCCGUUGCGGGAAACUUCACUGCCCGAGAGGCCAAUGGCAAGAGUGUCUCGAAAAGUAUAAAUUCUAUGCAUCGUUUGAAAAUUCUUUAUGCAUAGACUACAUAACGGAAAAGAGCUUCCGGGUAUUCGAACGGAACAUAGAUUCAAUACCUGUUACCCGUGGUGCUCCUGACUAUUCUAUGUUCCUCCCCCCAGGAUCUUUCGUAAACACUAGAAACUUCUCAUCAACUAGCAAUUUAGGUAAUUUUUUAAAAAGGUUGUCAGAUGACAAACUUACGUUUAUGACAUAUUUCAAGUGGCGUCAGUACUACAAAGCUGAAGAUCAGAUAGACAGUAAGAUGGGUUUUUGUGAAUUAUGUAGGAGAUUACAUAAUCCUACACAGAAAUAUAGACGACUGUAUGAGGAUAUUGAUGAGUGGGUAAGACAGGGAGCAUUACCUCGACGUUCUUGUAGACCUGUUGUAGACAUAAUAUAAUGUUGUUCUGGCCUUCUUUGAUUAUUGUGUAUUAGUCAGGGGCGUUGAAAAUUUAGUUUCAUUCAGGAACGAAGACUUUUGUGUAUCGAUCAGCGGCGAUGAUAUUUGUGGGGGUUUUCAUGGAAGAUGACAAUUGAAUAUCGUGCAGGAGCGAAGAUAUUUGUGUAGCUUUCAGGGACGAUGACAUCUGGGUCUUAGUCAGUGGCGAUGACAUUUGUGUAUCAUUCAGGGCCUAUCUUGUGAUGCACGACUACGUUACAUCCCCUACCUUGUGAUACACAUCCAAAUAGCAUCGCCUAUCAUGUGUCGCAAUACAAGUUUUAACACCUGUUCUGUAAUACACAUCGUGUUAACAUCCCCUAUCGUGUGACACAUUACAAGUUUCAACGCCUGUUCAUGACACACAUGCUAGUAACAGCGUCUUACCUGUGAUUCACAUCCAAAUAAUAUCGCCUAUCAUGUAAGACACGUCAUAGUAACGUCGAACACCUCUAUCAUAAUGAUAAUCCCUCCUGUAUAUGUGGUUACAAUAAUGAAGAUGUGAGUCACUUCUUUCUGCAUUGCCCUAGAUAUAUGACUCAAAGACAAAAUAUGUUAAUAUCUGUCUCAUUUACAGCUUUACAUAAACUUAAAUUUACGCUUAAACUUGGACCUAAACAUUUAUGAACAUCUUAUGUUUAAUAUAAAUAUAUAUUGACUAAAGGAAGUAUAGUUUCCUUAGUGAAUAUCUUAACUCUGCUAUUCGUGUUUGUGUUCAGAGAUAUAUAGAAUCAACCAACAGAUUUUGAAAUAUCUUAUGUAUGC
Molecule: messenger RNA, 2140 nt
Organism: Mizuhopecten yessoensis (Yesso scallop)
Lineage: Eukaryota; Metazoa; Mollusca; Bivalvia; Pectinida; Pectinidae
Product: alpha-(1,3)-fucosyltransferase C-like
Exons: 3
Coding region: 218-1336 (372 amino acids)
Cellular component (GO): membrane
Molecular function (GO): alpha-(1->3)-fucosyltransferase activity
Source: RefSeq, a predicted model, not a curated record